Molecule: messenger RNA, 2297 nt
Organism: Fulmarus glacialis (Northern fulmar)
Lineage: Eukaryota; Metazoa; Chordata; Aves; Procellariiformes; Procellariidae
Product: uromodulin-like 1
Exons: 11
Cellular component (GO): extracellular region
Molecular function (GO): protein binding; calcium ion binding; peptidase inhibitor activity
Source: RefSeq, a predicted model, not a curated record
CACUCAAUAGAUCCAGUGUAUUUGCCUCAAGACCUGGUAUUUGUCCAAUGGAGAAUAUGGAAACAUCUGAUUAUUCUUGCACGUUCGAUACUGAAUGUCCAGGGCUUAAAAAAUGCUGCAACUCAUCCAAAGGAGCAGGCUGUGUGGAUCCAAUGCCAGAGGGAAGAACAUUCUGGUACAAUGUGACAGUGCUUGUGAAAAUGGAUUUUAAUGAAUUAAUCAGAGUGGAUUCCCACCUUCUGAAUCAUUCACGCCUUUUGCACUCCAUGAUUACUGGUGCAUUACAGCCCUUGGAUGCCUCUGUGCACCAUAUCCAGAGUAACCGUGCAGAAGUAUACGCUGGGACAGUGGCCUCCCAGGUUCUCAUUGGACUGCAUCAGCCAGCUCCGCUAGCGGAGGUUUCUUCUUCCUUGAAGGACAUUGUGAAGCGUGUGUAUGAAGUGAUUGACACGGAAGUGCAAGAUGUCAAUGAAUGUUCCCAUGUCGAAUUCAACGCUUGUCCUGAGAAAAACACCUGUGUAAAUCUGGAGGGUUAUUACAGCUGCGACCCUCUGCAUGAACAUGCCGAUGUCAACCCUCACCAGCUGAGCCCGAGGAAGGAAGGCAUGGCAGCAUCUACUCCAAGUUCAGCGUUGGAUCUCAUUAACACUAGCAAUAGCUCUCUGUCUAUAAGUAAUUCAAAUCUCUUGUCCAUGACUAGCCAGGCAACAGAUGCUGGGUGCUAUGCCUCUGUAGUUAGAAACCACCGAAUCUCCAGCGUUACCAGCAACAGUUUUGAAAUGUCCUGGCAUGUCACUUCUACUCUGAACCAUACUUUCCAAGUCCAAGUGUUCAAGGGCAAAGAGAUUAUACAAAACUUGAAGACAGAGGAAAUGAAAAUAGAAGUGUCUGGACUAGAAGCAGGUGUGAUGUAUUCAGUGGAGAUCAGCUAUGAAACCUGUGGAAAAACCAGCAUCUCCCAUCAAAAUGUUAAAACAGAGGCCAAGAUAUUUGGUGUUACUAUGAGGAUUCUCAACUACAACUUCACUGAUGAUUUCCAUAAUGCCAGCAGCUCAGCAUAUGAAGAAUUUUCAAGACUAUUGCUUACAGAGCUUGAAAAUUCAUUUCCAACCAACAUUUCUGCUUUAUACAAAUCUGGGAAGCUGAAAGUGCAGACCGAAUCCCUGCAGGCCGGAAGCAUCAUUGUGAGGCUCAGAAUCACUGUGCAGGACCCCGAGUUCCCAGUCGAUGCCUCCACAUUUGCCCUUGUGCUUUCUUACCUGUACAAUGGCUCUGUGCUUUUGGUGGAUCAGCAAAACACUGUAGUAGAAGACUGGGAUGAAUGUGCUUCUCAGACCGAGAAUGACUGCUCUGUGUUUGCAGAGUGUAUCAAUUUGAUGGGCUCGUACCUGUGCAGAUGCAAGACAACCAUGGAUACCAAUCCAUCCCGACCUGGAAGAAACUGUGAGGGUGAGAUUGUGGACCCUCUCACUGAAACGACAGCUCCUGAAGUAACAAACAGCACAGAGUUUGCUCCUGAAGAAGGAAGCCCUGCAGCCCCUGCUUUCCCUGCCACCACCGAGACGGUGGCUGCUGUAGGCUCCGAGAUGAGCACCACCAUACACCUCCCUGCUGCACUGCCCCCGGGUGACAAGCAAAUGCCGCACGGUCAUUCUCCCACCAGCGCUCCUCCAGCCCCUUGGAGAAAAGGCCUGGCACGACAGAUGGGCUUCGGCAGGGACAACAGCCCCACGGCCACGGGGGUGGCAGCCAGCAAGGAACUGGCCGUAAGCACAGAGCAGCAGGCGGCCAUAAGUCCGUCGCAGCAAAGCUCUGUGGCAGAGGCUUCCCCCGGUGCAUCGCAGCGAGCGGCUGCUCUCACAAAUGCUCCCAUGGGCGCAGCUAGGCAAAAGCAACUCAGUUCGCCAGUGCUAGUGUUUCCAAAUCAAACGGCCUUUGCUACCACUGGAAGUCACACAGCUUUUGGUGUGCCUCAAGCUAACUCUCAAGGUGGUCCUGGUACAGCUCUGCCGGCCACAGGGGAUGCUGGUGUUCCCACCCUCAACGCCACUCUCAGAGCACAUGUAGAGAUGGGACAAGAGAACAGCUCUUGGUCCGCGAAAUAUGCUGGAGCCCUGGGGUCACCAGCUCUGCCAGGCGCCUCUCCAGCUCCCAGCCCAACGCCAGUCCCAGCCAUGGACCGCACUGUCCAGAAACUUAGUGGCACAGUACGGAUAACAAAUGUGAAAUACUCUCCGGGCUUUAGCAAUACAAGCAGUGAGGAAUACCAAACCUUUGCACAGCUCUUUGUUGAUGAA